Molecule: messenger RNA, 459 nt
Organism: Sorghum bicolor (sorghum)
Lineage: Eukaryota; Viridiplantae; Streptophyta; Magnoliopsida; Poales; Poaceae
Product: protein Rf1, mitochondrial
Exons: 2
Coding region: 1-459 (152 amino acids)
Molecular function (GO): protein binding
Source: RefSeq, a predicted model, not a curated record
AUGGCUUCGCUUUGCAAGCAUGGAAAAAUCAAGGAUGCUAGAGAUCUUUUUGACUCAAUGGAAAUGAAGGGCCUAAGACCUAAUAUUGUCUCCUACCUAAUUCUGCUUAACAGGUACGCCACUAAAGGAUGCCUUGUUGAUAUGACAGAUCUCUUCAAUUUGAUGCUAGGAGACAGUAUUGCACCUAACAGCCAUAUUUUCAGUGUGCUGAUCAAGGCAUAUGCUAACUGUGGAAUGCUAGAUAGGGCUACAAUUAUCUUCAAUGAAAUGAGGGAGCAAGGAGUGAAACCUAAUGUGCACGACAAGCUCUACGUCGACAUCGCCGUUGAAGCCACCGCCGACCUUCGACGCCGACGCUCAUGCCGCCGCCGUCCCGAGCGUGACUACUUCGACGACGUCGACAUACCGACGUUGUUAGCGAAACGGAUCUGCUACCUCUACCGAUCUCUACUGCAUUGA